Molecule: messenger RNA, 792 nt
Organism: Penicillium taxi
Lineage: Eukaryota; Fungi; Ascomycota; Eurotiomycetes; Eurotiales; Aspergillaceae
Exons: 1
Coding region: 1-792 (263 amino acids)
Source: RefSeq, a predicted model, not a curated record
AUGGCUAGCCUUGUCAGUAAGCCUCUUGCCAAGUUUCGGAGAGCCGAGUCUCCCUUACCUCUACACUCUCGCUGGGGGGACGCGGCAAUCUCAGUCCCUACGGAUGGUUCAUGGAGCCAAUAUGACAAUCCUCAUCACCACAUGGCCAAAGAAAGACAGUCCUAUGGGCCAGGAUUUGUCCCUGACAUCCCUCCUGACGGGGUCCAACCUUCUCAAAGAGAAAGCGAUUGGAGAGACCACGGAGAUACCAGGAAUAGAACCUUCCGGCGAAAUUCCAUUUCCCGGCUCUCCAUCCGUCUGUCAUCUCGCCCUAGACACCAGAGAACGAGAGGGGAGAGCCCAGCUGACCGAGGACGAGAGAGCCUUCUACCAGAAUACAGGCGCACAGAAUUUUCGUACAUGCCAAUCCAGCACGACUAUCUUUCCGAAAUGAACGAUAAUUCUAAGCAAAUAACGCCGACUCCUUUCCGCUACAUUCCCGUUUCUACUCAGAGUCCACGGAGUCAGUCUGCAAGAACAUUUCCAAUUUCACAUAGCCGAAGAGACUCAUUCGCCGAUUCAGUCGAAUGUCGAGACCGAGACGCUCCUAUGAGACGUGGUUCACAUCAAGAAGACAACCACAGAAGUCUUAAAUCAAGUCUGGACGAAAACUCGAACAGCUCCUCUCGACGCACGUAUGGCCCUCCACCCAGACGAUGUACUUCACCUUUUGUUGCGGCAGAUCGGAAACGAUCGUCGUCCUUGAAACCUAUGACAUUAACAAUGGUCCCUGAUCCUGGUGAACUUUACUAG